Messenger RNA from Paramecium sonneborni, 4727 nucleotides. NCBI's taxonomy places the organism in Eukaryota, Ciliophora, Oligohymenophorea, Peniculida, Parameciidae. The record is from the annotation of a GenBank genome assembly.
AUGAUUGCUUUAUCUAUGGAAUUAUUUUGCAUACAACUUGGAUAUUUUGACUGCCAUUCUAAAAUAACUUCACUUCCAGCAUUUUAUGCUCUUGGACGAAUAUUUUCAUUAUUAUUAGUUAUAUACCCAUGUUCAUAUGAUGUUAGCAGUGAGUUAAAAGCUUUAAGAGCUGAAGUAGUAGAAAAUCAAUUUUAUUCUUUAUUACAAUUAUUAAUAGAUUUAAUCAAUUAGAUAUUAACAAAUCCUUCACUUUAAAAUUAAAUAUAGUUUGUAUUUAAUUUGUUUUUUUUUUUUGGAAUAGGUUUUAUUAUAAUCGCUAACUAUAAUUCAAAAGAUACAAUAGAAAAAAAUAUUAGGAAAUAUAACAUUAAAAAUAUAAUUCUAAAAAUGAUAACUUUCUUAUUCAUUUGCAUAUCUGUAGCAUUAUAAAUACCAUUGUUAUUAAUUGCUCUCCAUAAUUUACAAAGGUCAAGCAAAAUAGAAAAUUAUGCUUGGUUUAUAAAUGAUAUUGUUUAUUUAGCAUUAAUCCAUAUAGUUUCACUAUUUUACUUUAUUCUCUUUGAAGGGACUUUAAUUUUGAAGGAAGGAUUAUGUAAAAAACUUUAAGUAACCUUCCAAGAUUAUUUAGUAUUUAUCUUACAAAUGAUACAAGCAUACAUUUUUAUAUUUAGUUCUAGGGAUGUUGCAAUAUAUGGUUAAUCAAUUUUACUGUUGUUGAUUACAUUCUUAGAACUUAUUUCAAUCUAUAUUUAUAAAGCUUAUUCAAACAAUAUUUAAAUUUUGAUAAUAUUAAUCAUUCAUUCAUGUGGUUUAAUUAUAGUUAUAUGCUCCCUUACUAAGAUUUCUGAACCAAUGAUAUAUUUGAUACUUUUAUCACCUUUACUAAUUUAUUUUGGUGUUUAUGUACAUGAUUAAUUACAAUUUUUAUUGUUAACUUCAAAUUAUAAAAAAUUAAAUUUAUUUGAAGUAAAUAAUUUGAUAUGUUCAACUUUGACAACUUAAAAAAUAUCAUUACAAUAAACUUGUAUUUUAAAUUCAAUAUUUCUAUCUAAACAUUCUAAUGAGUGUUUAAAUCUAAAAUGUCAAUGCAAAUCAUAAGAAUUAAGUUCUAGUAAUUCUAAUAAAAUGUUUACAAUCCCAGAUAUUAUUGAGGAAGAACUUUAUUCAAAAUUAGUUAUCAGAAUGAAGAAACUCCUUUAGACGUAAGAACCAAAAGAUUGUUUUUAUUAUUUAGUACAUUUUUUAUAUGCUUAAUAAUAUCAUGGAGAAGUUUAUGAAAUUUACAGUAAAGUAGAAAAUAAAUAAAUAUUAAAUAAUUUAACUUAUUUAUAAAAAAUUAAAUGGAAAUUCUUUAUUAUGAUGAUUAAAUAAAAUUUAUAUAUUAGUUUGACUGCUAAAUUAGAUGGAAAUCAUUUAGAUAAAACAAAAUUAUCAUUAAAAAUAAAUUAAUUUGUUUAAUCCGAAAGUUUUAAUUAAAGCAUUAAAGAUGGUUUAAUUAAUAUCAUUUAAUAGAAAUUGUAAUUACAAUAAUUAAUUGUUAAAUAAUAAAGUAAAAGUAAUUUUAUUACUUCUUAUUAUAAUUUAAUGGAAAAUAUAGAAAAACAAGAAAAAAUACUAAAAUAAAUUUAUGAUUAAUUUCCUAGUUAAAGAAAUUAAUCUUAAUUAAUGUUUUUUUAUGCUGAAAUAAAAUAUGACUGGAAAAAAGCAUUUGAUUAAUUAUAAAUAAAUGCUAUUGAUAAUUCAAUAUUAAGUAUUGUUACAGAUAUUGAUUUUAACAGAUUAACUAAUAAGAUGGCCUACUUAAUAUAUUCUUAUGAUGAUAGAAAACUUAAAAUUAUUUCAUAUUCUAAAAAAGCUCCAAUUAUAUUUGGUUUUUAGUAAAAAUAAUUUGAGUUAAUUUUCUCUCCUGAUCCUUUAAUACCUUAAGUAGUAAGAGAUAUACAUGAUUAAUAUAUUGAAGAAUUUUUAUAAGAUGGUAAAGCAAAUUUUUUUAGAUAAGUAGGUUUUAAUAUUUGUUAACUUAAAUCAGGAUAUAUUUAAAAUAUAGAAUUUUUUUUUGAUCUUUAUUUUGAUAAAAAUCAAUCUUUUCGUUUUAUUACAUUUCUUAGUUGUUAAGAAUAAUCAGAUCCAAUGAUUUUGAUUGAUUAAAAUAAUAAGAUUUAGGGAAUAAAUAAAGAAUUGUUAAAAAAAUUGAAUUUUCAUCCAAAAAUAAUUGAUUAAUUAUAGAUAGAAAAAUCUCUUUAUAAUUUAUAAGCAGAUUUAUUUAUUCAUAAUGAUAUCUUAAAUGGAACAUAAAAUUAAUAUUCUUUUUAAUUUUAUUUUCCUAAAGAUUCAUUUUUUUCAUAAGAAUUUUCAACAAAUGUAUAAAAAAUACAAAAUUUAAAAAAUUAUUAAAAAUUAUAACUUUAUGAAGUGAAUUAUGAAAUAUUAAGGAGAAGUACUUAUAAAUUAAUAAAGUUAAAGAAAAUUUAAUAAAUUAAUAAAAUAAAUUUAACCUCAUCAGCUGAAUUACAAUUAACUCCAAAUUUACAAAUACCAAUAAAUGAUGAAGAAUCAAUUUUAUUUCCAUAUGAAUAUUCACUUUAAAAUGUACCAUCUUCUAAUAUAGUUAUUUAAACUUAAAGAAAAACUGAUGUGAGAAUUUUAAGUGAAUUGGAAGAAAAAAAUGAAGAAUAACAUGAGGAAGAUAAAAUCAAAAUAUAUCAUUAUAGUGAAUCAAAUGUUAUUGAUGUUGAGAAUAAGACAGUAAAGAUUUUGGGUAAUAUUUAUGAUAACGAUUAAAGAAAUUAGGAAAAUAUUGUUUUGGAAGGUUCUUAAGCAUCUUCAAUGGCUGGAUUAAGAAAAUCAGUAUAUUAUAGAAAAUAUACUCUUGUUAAUUAACUAAAUGAUUUAACACCAAUUAUACCUUUAUAAAAUAAAUUAUUUGGGUAUUUAAUUUUUGCUCUUAUAAAUUAAGUCAUAUUUUUAUCAAUCGUAAUUAUUUAUUUUAUUUUAGAAUAUAUCAUAUGCAAAAGAAGACUUUUAUUCUCUAAACUAUUAUUAUGAAUCAAUAUAAAUUAAUCAUUAUUUUAUUGAACCAAUGUAAAAAUUUUUUUUGACUCGUUAUAUGCUUUAAGAUUAUUAAAUGUUAUCCUUAAAUUAAGCAAUAACUAAAGAUAAGCUUAAUUAUUAUUUAACAUUCAUAAAUCCUUUAUUAAUUGGAGCAUUUGAUGAAUUUAAAUAGAACUUUUAAGAUCACUUUUAGGAUUAAACAUUAUCAGAAUUUAUAAAAGAUGAAUAUGUUCUAAUAGAAUAAUAGAUUUAUCAUUAUGCUCCAAUAAAAUUGUAAGACUAUAAUGUAACGCUAUUUAAUGCUUUUAGCAUUUUGCUUGAUGCCUUUUAUAAACAAGCAUAAAUAUACAUUAAACCUUAAACAGUCAGGGGAACUUCUCCACAUAAUACAUAUUAAUAUAAAAAUUAUAUUUUAUUUGUGACAGUAUUUGAUAAUAUAUCUGAUUUAAUGUAUUAAGAAUCUAUUUAGAAAAUUGAUUUAGUUGUUUAGAGAUGGAUAAUAAUGGUAAUACCAAUAUCUAUAUCAGUUCUAAUUUCAAUAUUACUACUUGGAUAUUAUUAUAACUAAUUUAAUCAUUAUUUAGAGAAAUUCUUUGGUCUUAAUAUGCAUAUAGAUCAAAUAGAACUUGAUUAAGAUUAAGGGAGACAGUAAUUUAUCCUUUAAAGUUUAAAACAAGGAUCAGAAUUAAUACAUUUAUAUAAAUUUAAUUUAAUUGGAAAAGAAGAAGUAUUGGCUAAAACAAAAAUAAAAGAAUCAAAAAAAGAAUCUAAGAUUUUAAAUAAUGAACCAAAAGAAAUAAGAUAAUCUAUUCAAAUUUCUAAAUUACCCUUAAUUUUUUCUAUAUUUGCCUUACUAUUACAAUUUGUUGUAAUAGCUGGACCAUUAACUUAUGUAGGUAGUGAAUAUAUGAGUAAAUUUUCUAAGACUAUUCAUUUUUUUAAAUCUAUUUCAGAUAUUGGAGUGUAUGUUCCUGCAUCCUUUUCUUAAAAAGAAAUAUUGUAUUUUUUUUCUUUUUUUACUUAUUAUACAGCUGAGGAUAGAACAUUUUUUGUAGAAUAAAUUUAAAAAGCUGUCACCAAAAUUGAUAUUUUCUUAUCAUAAAGUAUUGAUAGUUCAUAAUUAUAAUUUUCGGAACAAUUUUUAGAUUCUUAUGAAUAUUUAGAAGAAAAUAAUUUAUGUCCAUUACUUAAUAAUUCAAAGUAUUAUGAUUUUGAUUAUUUUUGUUCUAACUCUUAAAAUGGAAUAUUAAAAUUAGGCUUAAGAGCAUCCUUAACUAAUUUUAAUACUAUAUUAAAAACAGAAUUAAGUAUAAAUUUCCCUAAUUCUCGAAAACUUCCACCAAAAGAAGAACUAGAAGCAGUUUAUUUAUGUUCUGAUAUUAUUAGUGAAAUCACAAUUAGAAUGGAAUAAGAUAUUAAAAAAUAAACUAAAAAUAUUGAAGAAUUAUAUAAUGUAUUAUAUUUUUUUAUUAAUUUAAUAGAUUAUUAAUGCAAUAAGUUUGACUUAUACUAUCAUAAUGAUAAUUAUUAUUUACUUUUCAGUUUUCAAAAAGUUUAGAUUAAAACUUAAUAGAACAAAAAUGAUCUCAUUAAUUUUCCCAUUAGAAACAAUAUUCUUAAAUGAUCAUUUUGAAAGAGAAUUAAGAAGAAUGGUUACUAGUGAGAAAUUGAUUUGA